CAUGAAUCUUUAUAAUUGAAAAUACAUAUCAUCUACCUCCUAAGGUAAAUUUCGCCCCGCGUUCAGACGAACAUCUAAAUUAUAUACAAAUUUUCAUAUAAUUUCCAAGUCGAGCCCAUGUGAAGAAUUGGAAUUAUCUCUUGCCCAAAACUGCCGGUUAAUAUUUUCGUACCUAAUAAACUACUAUAACUGCCGCCCACUCGAGCCGAUACCUCUCCUCUGCAAAUUGCUAUGGAGUCUUUAGAGACGAUACAAGCCCGCCAUCGUAAAGAGCAACGCGACUUACAAGCCAGAAUCACGAACAAGAAGAAGAAUGCGACGAAGAAGACGCGGAAAGGCGUCAACGACGAAUGCGCCGAACUCGAGCGGCAGUUAAAAGAGAGGCAGGAACAGGAGCUUGCUGCGUUGAACGGAGAAGUCGAUAAUGAAGAAGGCACAACAGGCGAAAUAGAAGAGCAAGAAGACGAAAAGCCGAACGGCGCGAGUCGGAAAGAUGCGACGGACGGGAUAGCGGAACAGCUGGAUCGUACGAACCUCUCGCAAUCACCAGAACCCAAUUCCGCAACGACACAACCACCACCACUACCACCGCAGCAGCAGCAGCAACCCAAAAAGCGAAAUCGCCAAAAAGAGCGCAUGGCGCGACGUGCGGCAGAACAAGAAGCCGCCGCCGCCGCCGCGGAGCAAGAGGCAGCUAACAUGACAGACCACCGGAAAAUCGAGAAGACGUACCUGCUCAAGGAGUUCCAGGCGAACAACCUCGUCGAGAAGGAGAUCCAGCCGGACGGGCACUGCCUGUUCUCCGCCGUAGCCGACCAGCUGGAAGCGCGGGGGGUGCCUCUGUCCCUAGGACUAGGCCUGGGCGAGAAAGCGAACCCCGAGACUGGCACAGAGAGAGAGGUCAAGGGCUUGCCGGCCUACAGGGUGGUUAGAAGGGUCGCGACGGACUACAUGUCGGCGCACGCGGACGACUUCGCGCCGUUCCUGGAGGAGCCGCUGGACACGUACGUGCGCAAGAUACGCGACACGGCGGAGUGGGGCGGGCAGCUCGAGCUGUCGGCGCUCGCGAACGCGUACGGCGUCGAGAUCAAGGUCCUGCAGGACGGGAGGACCGAGACUAUCGAGCCGAAUCCCAGCGGCGCCGCGGGGAAGAAGGAGGAGAGGGGGGAGGAGAGGAAAAGGAUUUGGCUCGCGUAUUAUCGCCAUGGGUACGGGCUGGGCGAGCAUUAUAACUCGUUGAGGCAGGCGGAUUAGGAAGGGAGGCAAAAGUAGAGGUGGGGUGUAAAGAAAAAAAAAGGAAACCAGGGUAAUAGAAAUAAAAUAAAAUAAAAUGAGAGCUUGGGUAUCGAGGCUUGUGGCCAUCGUCGGCCUUGAUUGGUUCUAUUACGAGUAGGUAGGAGGUAGCUACGAUUUACAACUAUGUACCCGUACAAAAUCAAAUCAACCACGUCAAAUAAUAGACUCUACAGUGUACAUCUUUUUACCUCGCGUCUAGAGGAGUUCGUAGGAGCCCUCGUGUGGACAAUUCCAUUAUAUACCUAGGUACCUAGGUAAGUAUAAACUACUCC
Molecule: messenger RNA, 1568 nt
Organism: Daldinia caldariorum
Lineage: Eukaryota; Fungi; Ascomycota; Sordariomycetes; Xylariales; Hypoxylaceae
Product: cysteine proteinase
Exons: 1
Coding region: 232-1254 (340 amino acids)
Biological process (GO): protein deubiquitination
Molecular function (GO): cysteine-type deubiquitinase activity
Source: RefSeq, a predicted model, not a curated record